Molecule: messenger RNA, 1007 nt
Organism: Talpa occidentalis (Iberian mole)
Lineage: Eukaryota; Metazoa; Chordata; Mammalia; Eulipotyphla; Talpidae
Gene: DNAJB8
Product: DnaJ heat shock protein family (Hsp40) member B8
Exons: 1
Coding region: 275-976 (233 amino acids)
Biological process (GO): protein refolding; positive regulation of proteasomal ubiquitin-dependent protein catabolic process
Cellular component (GO): endoplasmic reticulum membrane; cytosol
Molecular function (GO): Hsp70 protein binding; ATPase activator activity
Source: RefSeq, a predicted model, not a curated record
AGCUCUGGAGGGGGGCCUGCCAGGCCUGGCCCACGGUGACAGUGUCCUUCCCCUCCCCCCACCCCCUGGUGGAAGGUGCCCGCCUGUCCCUGAGACCGGGGAGGGACUAUGAAAAGGUAAACUUGCCGGGCAGAGUCGUGCCCGGAGCCAGCAAAUUCCAGCAAGGUCCUGCUGCUGAGGGGCCGGCACCAGCUGCUGCCUCCUCCGCGUCCAUCCCCCGCCGGGCCCGGUGCCCACGCCACCGUCUCGCCCCACUGUACCCCCCUCCCCCGGCAUGGCUAACUACUACGAAGUGCUGGGCGUGCAGUCCAGCGCCUCCCCAGAGGACAUCAAGAAGGCCUACCGCAAGCUGGCCUUGCGCUGGCACCCAGACAAGAACCCCGACAGCAAGGAGGAGGCGGAGAAGAAGUUCAAGCAGGUUUCCGAGGCCUACGAGGUCCUGUCUGACUCCAAGAAGCGCUCCCUGUACGACCGGGCAGGCCGCGACGGCUGGCGGGCCGGCGGCGGGGCCAGCCACCCCUACAACAGCCCCUUCGACACCGGCUACACCUUCCGGAACCCCGAGGACAUCUUCCGCGAGUUUUUCGGUGGCCUCGACCCCUUCUCCUUUGACUUCUGGGACAGCCCCUUCGGCAGCGACCGUGUGGGCCGGGGCCACGGCCUGAGGAGCGCCUUCUCCUCCGGCUUCGGCGAGUUCCCGGCCUUCAUGGAAGCCUUCUCCUCCUUCGACACCCUGAGCCGCGGGGGCGCCGCCAGCCGGACCACCUUCUCCUCCACCUCCUUCGGGGGCCCCGGCUCCGGCAGCUCGGGCUUCAAGUCGGUGAUGUCGUCCACCGAGAUCGUCAACGGGCACAAGGUCACCACGAAGCACAUCACGGAGAACGGGCAGGAGCGCGUGGAGGUGGAGGAGGACGGGCAGCUCAAGUCCGUGACCAUCAACGGCAAAGAGCAGCUCAAGCGGGUGGACAGCAAGUAGGCGCCCGCCCGCCCCCCAGGCCCCCGCCCGC